Molecule: messenger RNA, 918 nt
Organism: Parnassius apollo (apollo)
Lineage: Eukaryota; Metazoa; Arthropoda; Insecta; Lepidoptera; Papilionidae
Source: the annotation of a GenBank genome assembly
AUGUUGACGAACUGUUUUAUGGAUGAGGAUGAGGAGCCUAUAAUUGUCUGUUUCAUCUGUCAUGCAAGACUCAUUCGUUGCAAGAGAUUGCAACAACAGGCUAUUGAGUCAAGUGCAGUUCUGGAGCAGUUGCUUGCAGGAGGGUCCAUGUUAAUACCAAAACCACAUGAGGCUAGAGAUGAGAUUCAAUUCACAACAAUUAAUCAUAUAGAUAUUUGGCCAGUAGAGUGUGAUAUAGAAAAUGAUUGUAAGGACGACAUUUUUAGCCUCGAAUCUGUUAAAGUUGAGGAAGAGAAAGUCGAAAACGAGAAUUACAAAUUUGAAGUAAACUGGAGUCAUGAAAUAGAUACUGCUGAAAAACAAGAAGACUUGGAGAUUGAUGCUUUUGAAGAUCGACAUGAGGAUUCAGAGAACGACUUGCCACUGAUUUCAUUAGGUGCAAAGAGUAAAACAGAUGACCUCGACAUCGAGCAACCCUGCAUACAAACAAAUAAUUUUUCAAAACCGUCUGGAAGAUUAACUCUUUCGGAUGAAGAAAUAGCUCGGGCCUUAGAUAAUGUAGACGAAGCCUUAACAAAUGACGGGUCAGAUAGUGAGGGGGAUGAAGACGAAUUAUUGAUCGAUGAUGUGGAAAGUGAUUACCAUGACGAAUCCCCUGACACUAAAGAAGUUGAAGAACAAGAAAGAAGACCAUUUUCAGAAUCAGUAAGUGUGUCACAAACAAACCCUCAAGCUUCAUCAGCUUCCAAUUAUAUUAUUAGUUUGACUCAAACUACCAUUCGAAGUAAAAAUCGUCAUGUAUGGACAUGGACUACUCAAAAAGUACGUACAUCUUCUCGAACUUCUGCGAUAAAUAUCGUUCGCGUGGGUAGAGGACCAACCCGUUCUUUGAGAUCCAUAAGAGACCCGAUGGUUUAG